GCUCACUAGAAUCUUGGUUCGGUGCGCUUGGGAGAAGGUGUUAGGAUGCUGUCAAGGUCGCCAGCAUUGAGGGCACGUCGAUCAUGUUCGCAUGAUCUUUUGCGCCCAGUCUACAAUUCGCCGCGGACAGCAUCGCAGCAGCUCCGCUGCGGAGCUGCAAAUUGCGUCGCUCAACGCCUGAAAAGCACUUUGUCUCGCAGGGCGCCAUCCCCUACCUCGCACGCGCUAUUAUUCAGAAGUACCUCCGGCAACAGUACCGAGCGAUGGCAGAUUGGGCGAAGACAUAUCUCGAGCGAGACGCCCUCAGAUAUUCAUCCUUACGCGGACCGAAAAGACACCAUCUACGCUCUGAUCGAUAAGAUCAAUGAAACCGAGCUGGAGCUUGCGGAGCUCAUGGAUGAUUUGGGACUGUUGGAGGAGUAUCAAGGAGCUUUGAAUCUUGAAGGUCCCGAACUCGACCAUGUAUUCAGCCAGACGAUCGGCCACCGAGACGAGCAAGCUUUGGAAUCACGAGUGCGAACUGUGAGGCAAGAAUUCGGCGAGUACCUUCCAGCAGGCUAUUUGAACGAAACAGAACUUCGAUUGUAUACACGGCUAUACGGCGAACCGAUCAUCAAGGCGGAAGAGCCACAACCGGAGUUGGACGCUGACUUGGCCGAGGAGGAUAGAGAUCCCAGUCGCUUGUUUCAAGCGGAUGGCCAGGGAGGCUGGGAAGAAGUCGAGUUUGAGGGGGUUGAGUCGCAAGACGAUGGGCCUCCGCUCGUCUAUGACAUGGAAGUCGGUCCUCCUGUGGAAGAAUCGGCAGCUAUGCGUCGCACGAGAGAAGUGGCAGAGCAGCUUGGUGGGGAGCUGAUGCUGGAACAAUUCGAAGAUGAAGCGGUUCCAGACGCGGCCCCUCGCUUGCAUCCCUUGACGCGCGAGGGAAAGUUCUCUACGGAACCAAGCACUGUUUUCCUGCCAAAAGAUACUGUUACUGGCCCGAUUUCCGUCAUCCUCUCCGAAUUCUCGAACAGGCAUAUCGCGGACGUCGCUCACCGAACUUUCGGCGGCAGGCUGCUACCUCACUCCACCACAACUCCUCCUCCGCGCGCACAGGUACCCCAGCUUCCGAUUCCCCUUGAGGCUUCUCAGCGCCACAUGAGCCAGAUGGAGGGGAAUGUGUACAUGGCAGCUUUAUACCCCGGCAUGUACGCGUCUGCCUUGAGCGUACUCGUCGAGGUUCGAAAGCGAUUGGGCACAGACUGGAUACGUCGGCUGAUGGCACAGGAGGGUGGUCCUAGUGUCCUGGAUGCUGGCGCUGGUGGUGCUGGAAUUCUGGCUUGGAGAGACGUCCUUCGGGCAGAAUGGGAGGCCAUGGCUCCAGAUCAUCCCGAAACAGAUCCUAUCCCAUUGGGUAGGUCGACGGUAGUCACAGCCUCAGAGGCGCUCCGCAAUCGCGCGAGUGUAAUGCUCGACAACACCACUUUCCUUCCGCGCUUGCCCGAUUAUGUUCAUAUUCGCGAGAAGCCAACUCUCGAUGACAAGCGGCCUCCGCCCCCGCGCAAACAAUACGAUGUCAUCAUAGCGCCACAUACUCUACUUGGCCUGGAGGAAGAGUAUAUGCGGAAAGAACAUGUCGAAAAUCUUUGGACUCUUCUGAAUCCUAACGGUGGAGUUCUGAUUCUUCUUGAAAAGGGUCAUCAGAAGGGAUUCGAAGCGAUAGCCGGCGCUCGUGAGAUGUUGCUGAAGCGCUACAUUUCAAGUCCCGGUUCUACACAAUACGAAGAACUUACCGAGUCUUCUAACGAGAACAAGCAUAUUGACAAAGAGGAAGGCAUGAUUAUUGCACCUUGCACAAAUCAUGCGAAAUGCCCCAUGUAUUCUGUUGCUGGCCAUGCCAAGGGACGCAGAGACUUCUGCCAUUUCGAGCAGAGAUUUAUUAGGCCCGCUUUCCUUCAACGAAUCCUAGGCGCCAAGGAUCGAAACCAUGAGGAUGUCAAAUUCAGUUACAUAGCCGUUCAACGUGGCGUGGAUCUACGCAAGGAGAUGAACAUCGUCCAAGGUCCUGAGGCCGCUGAAGCAGCCUUUGCUGGGUAUGAGCACCUCCACGAUAUGGAGUCGGAAGACGCCAAUGUCUCUGAUGACGCUGCGACCAGCGAGCCCUCGACUGCCCAAAACAGCCAAGACUUCCAUACGUUGUCUCUCCCUCGCGCCGUCUACACCCCAAUGAAACGCCGGGGACACGUCAUCUUUGAUUUUUGUACACCAGCAGGAAAGAUUGAACGCUGGACCGUUCCUCGUUCCUACAGUAAGCAAGCUUACAAGGAUGCGCGCAAAGCCCGCUGGGGAGAUCUGUGGGCUCUUGGUGCGAAGACCCGCGUCCCACGGAGUUUGAGACUGGGUGAGAAGCAUGGCGAGGGCAAGAAAGAGCGUUUGGCGAAGCGAGCUGCUUCGAAAGCCGCUCUACGUGAAUCGGAAGAUGGUGCUCUGGAAACUACCUCGUCCGACAACUGGGAUGUAUUCACAACCCCUGUGAGAAAGAAGGGUCAGACGAUUCCCAGUUGGAAGAAACAUCAGGACAAGAAGAAGAUCAGACAGGCCUUGAAGAAGCAAUCUACUGCGAAGCUGACAAACCAUGAUCUUGAUUGAGCCACAUAAAUCACCCGACAGUGUACAUUUGGGGGGAUAAAGGAAUAGGUUUGCGGCGUAUCAUGGUUCAUGGGUAUACUACAAUUUUGAGCAGUCGGGAUCGGAAUACUUGUGUUGCAUUCAUGUGUACAAUAGACAUCACUGCAUAGAGUGCAGUCACUAUAAAGCUCCUCACUCAAAAUUGCUAUUCUUAAUCACCUGCAAUCCU
Messenger RNA from Aspergillus novofumigatus IBT 16806, 2836 nucleotides. Its product is annotated as tRNA methyltransferase RSM22. Lineage: Eukaryota; Fungi; Ascomycota; Eurotiomycetes; Eurotiales; Aspergillaceae. Gene Ontology annotation, cellular component: mitochondrial small ribosomal subunit. The record is from RefSeq and is a predicted model, not a curated record. The annotation marks the transcript as partial. Gene Ontology annotation, biological process: translation. The transcript has a single exon. Gene Ontology annotation, molecular function: structural constituent of ribosome; methyltransferase activity.